UAAAUAGGCGCCGUCAGAAGAGUCGUCGGUCCGAUGACUACGAGACGUGUGGUGACGCCGCGUUUUUACAACAGUGAAAUUAAUCUGGGUUUGCUAUGCAUCUGCAUGCAAUCACUCUCCUUCUAAGUUUCUGGCUAACUCCUUCCUUCGCACUUCAUGAAUCAGACGCUGGCGUGGUCGACUGGCACAAACGACUCGUCGGUGUUCCGAAUACAGAAACGAUACAUACUUCCCCAACCUUCCAUAGUGUCUCAACACGCAAACGAAAUUCAAAAGUAGUAUUAACGGCCACAAAAAGUAAUGUUCUAGCAGCUCUUAACCCGUUGAAUGGUUCCGUGGAAUGGAGAUAUGUUUACGAGCCUCAAGACAAUAUUGUGACCUUUCAAAAGCAAGAUUCAGUUGUUACAAGCCUAUCUGGCCCUGGAGGUGCUACUUUGCGGUCGUUCAACGUGUUCAAUGGCAACAUGUUACUUGAGAGACGUUUGCAUGAGCCAGAAACAGGGCUUCUUAUACAGCCGAACAAUCUUGGGGCGUUCAUCACAUUCGGGAAGCAGAGCAACGAAAUCUAUACAUUAACCAAUGGAGCGACGGUCAACUUCAUCAACGGUGGGACAAUAUCUUGGAGUUGGACUUCUGGGGACCAAGGAUCUCGGAUCCUGUACUCUACCAUCUCUGCAUCGGAUGACGCUUUGUAUGUUGUCGGACUCGAGUCUUCUUUCGCGUCAUACGUGCUACAUGUUACAGCGCUUUCUCCAAUCACCGGUCAACUCAUUUCCUCGUCGACUAUUCCUUCCCACAUCUCCAACGGACUCGACGAUUUCCUAGUACUAUCUCGUACUAUCGUUUGGAUCGAGAAUGGAAAGAUCAAAUGUUUCGUACUCUCGCCUCUAUUGAAAGGGAAGACGACGGUGCUGCAAGAUGCCUCGUACAAGAAGCUACUGGACAUUGGACUUGGUUCUCAUGGCUUGUUUAUCGCUCUGAAAGAUGGUUCUAGCCACAUUGUAUCCUGUGAUGAUGGAGAUUUGGUCCCCGUCAGAUAUUUCGAAGGACCAACUAGCGAGGUUUCUUAUGCUGGUGGUCUUAGUAAAGAUGGACAUCCCUAUGUAUCAGGCUUACACUGGUCACCGAACUCGGAGGUUGUCACUGUAGAGAUAUACUCGCCUGAACUGGCAAGUCCGGUUAUUGAAUAUUCUCUCCCUUUCGACGCGAAAACUCAUGGGUCCAUUUCUCAUGUGGCAAUUGAAUCUGCCACUGAUGUGAUUGGACGUCUCUUCCUCACGACCACCACUGGCGCCAUCCAGGUUUGGGAACAAGACAAACACAUCUGGACACGCGAAGAGGGGCUCUCUGAGCUGAAAGCCGCGAAAUUCGUCGAGCUUCCUGAGCGAUUAUCAGUACUCGGAGGCGAAGGGCGGUCAGGAGAAGGCUUUGUGGGACGACUUAUAAGGCAGGCAAAGGAUGUCAAGGAUCUCCCUAACUACAUCAUUCGUUUUGCCAAACGCUUCGCUACUGGUUCAUACGAAUCAGCCACUUCCUCGGCGACCUUUUCUGCUCCGUCUUCGUCUGCUCUACAACUCCCAUACAGAGACGCCUUUGGUUUUAGACAAGUUCUGGUCGUAAGCACGUCGUACGGAAAGGCAUACGGUAUCGACACAAGCAAUGGCGACAUUUUAUGGAAUAGAGUUCUUGGAAUCGGACAGGAUCCCGUUGCAAACGCGGUUCCUUUCGGAGAUAAACUAUUCAUUAUGAAGACUGUUGGGGAUGCAGACAUCAACUCGGAAGCAGGUCCCGAAGUCGUUAUCCUUGCGAAAAGCAGAGUUGAAGAGAAUGUGUUAUUAUUCCAUCUGGAUGCUCUAACGGGACAAGAUAUACUGCAGCCUUCGACUUUCGUUGAACUCUUGCACGGGUCUAUACAUGAUACGUACAUGCUACAACUCAGUGGGAAAAAAGUUAUCGUCCUGCUAGACUCUGAACUGAAGGUUCACCUGUACCCUGACAACGCUGAGUCUCAAGAACUCUUCUCGAAUGCUUCUGCCCUCUCGGUUCCUUUACGUAUCACUUCCUCGCAAGGACAUCGUCGUCUCGUAGGACACCAAUUCAGUACGAAGCCCAAUGUCAAUGGUCAAUCCGAGUACUUCGCUUUUCCUACUUGGACUCUUUCACUCACCGAGGGACAUGAUGUCCAGGCUAUCAUCAAUCCUAUCCGUGAUCCAGUUGCUUCCAUUGGAAAAGUCCUAGGAAAUCGAACCACGUUAUACAAAUACCUCAACCCUCACGUUGUGUUGGUCCUCACAACACCGCAUUCGUCCACCGCUUUAACCUCAAACGCUCAUUGUGGACUGUAUCUAGUUGAUAGCGUGAAAGGCAGCGUGGUCUACGAAGCAACGUUGCCUACAGAAGGGAACGUGUGUAAUGUCAAAGCAACCUUCACGGAAAAUUGGCUGAUAUACCAUUACUACGACAAUGAGUACGAAGAUAUUGGACAUACCAAGGGCUAUAAAGUGGUGACCGUAGAAUUGUAUGAGGGCAAGCAAAUUGAUGAUAAAACCUGCAGCUCAGAAUUAAGCUCGUAUUCGGAGAAAAUGAUGGAAUACACGACAUACGAACAAUCUUUUGUCUACCCGCACGCCAUAUCUGCCAUCACACUUACAUCCACCAAAUUCGGAAUAUCAAGUAAAGACGUUAUAGUUGCGAAUGCCAAUGGAAAAAUUCAAUCUUUCUCCCGAAGAUUGCUAAACCCGCGCCGUCCAAUCGGCCGCAAACCCUCAUCUGAAGAGCAGGAGGAAUACCUCGUUCAGUACGAUCCGUUACUACCCGAUGACCCUCGCAAGGUGAUUUCACACAACUACGAUGUGGCGCACAUUCGAUCGAUCACUACGUCUCCUGCACUUUUGGAAUCAACUUCGCUAGUGUUUGCGUAUGGACUCGAUUUGUUCCUCACCAGAGUCGCGCCAUCAAAUACUUUCGAUAUUCUCAACGAAAGCUUCAAUAAGGUGCAGCUUGUGGUAACUGUGAUGGGACUAGCUGUCGCUAUCUUAAUCACUAGGCCGAUAGUAAUGAGGAAGAAGCUACGGGAAAAGUGGUACUCGUGAGUUUUGUAGCUGUAAUAUAUAUAUCUUGCAUUGGCUUUAUAUGCAGAUGAGAUUGGGAGGAGCUGCUGGCUGCACGACUGAGUUCUCAUCAAGGGGGUCAGAAACAACUCUGUAAGUGCUCAGCGCCGAG
Molecule: messenger RNA, 3222 nt
Organism: Lentinula edodes (shiitake mushroom)
Lineage: Eukaryota; Fungi; Basidiomycota; Agaricomycetes; Agaricales; Omphalotaceae
Exons: 10
Coding region: 96-3092 (998 amino acids)
Biological process (GO): protein folding in endoplasmic reticulum
Cellular component (GO): EMC complex
Molecular function (GO): protein binding
Source: RefSeq, a predicted model, not a curated record